AGUUUAUUGAAUAUCAGUGUUCAAACGUUCAUACUUGUUCUAAUCCAUCCCUAAUAGGGAAUGAUUCGACUCCACUAUCUACGUCCACCGUGCCUACGCUCUGGUCUUAAGCUCUUUCGACGGACAAUUGACUGGCCUCCUAUUUUUAUCAUACACGCUCGCCAUAUCUGCCAUGACUCUACGUCGAUGGACUAAACCAGUUGACGGCACGAUUCCUGUUCAAGCGCUGCUCUACGAUGACGAAGUGCUUUUGGCAACUCAGGACAACGUUGGAGUGUACGAUGGAAACCAGAAGUCGCCGAAUCACCAAUCUGGCACUGUAUACGUAUCGACGCAUAGACUGUUCUACAUUUCCUCUGAACACCGCAGGAGUCGCUCUUUUGUUAUGGAUCUUUCUUAUGUGACCCGGACAGAACACUACGCGGGCUUGUUCAAAUCCUCACCCAAAGUCACCCUGUAUAUUACGAGCCCGACCCUAUCGCCCGAGACCGUGGCCGUAGAUUCUUCAGCAGUGUUCGAAAGUUGGGAGUGCGAAGUCUGUGGAUAUCGCAAUCCUCCAGGCUUGAGCCCUGCUGCCGCUCGGAUAUGUGGGCUGUGCGGCAUCUCGCGCGACUCGGUCCCGGCUCAACAAACUCCACUUUCCAACGCCAUUCCUUCGAGCAGCUCGAUGCCCUCUUUGCAUGAAUCCUCUGAAAUUGCAUGCAGCGCUUGCACUUUUCUUAAUCAUCCUUCACUGCAAGCUUGUGAGAUAUGUGGGACGCCGCUUCCUCGGCCAAGAACUUCGAAGUCUGCGCCGUCAUCCCGACCUGUUUCGCCCGAUCUCAGUGAUGACGAUGCCGGCGAUUCCUCACCCCAGCUUAUCAAGAUCAGUUUCAGGAAGGGCGGGGACAAAGUUUUCUACGGAAUAUUACGCACGUCAUUGAAAGGUAAAGCUUGGCUGAUGGCAGCCACACCAAGUGCAGUAGACUCUGAAGCGAAUCGCAAAGGAAUCAGCGGUAUUCUGAAAGCAGCAGAGAACUCUGCUCAAAAUCGCGUGAUCAAUAUGGAUGCUGCCUUCCAAGACAUCGAGGCCCUCAAAGUCAGGACCAGAGAGAUGGUGCAUCUCGCCGCCGAUCUCAACGAGAAGUUGACUGCGCUUUCCUCCACUGCGGAUCCGGGCGUCACUGUUGAGCCGGAAGAAGCGACGUUCAUCCGGUCGUCGUUGUCGCAACUAGGGCUGCAGAUGACUAAUGCGCCCGUGACUCAGGACAUGAUCACAGAUGAAGAGCGGUGGACGGAGCAACUGGCUCAGGAGCUGUCCGGCGUCCUUCAGGGAAAGACGCGAAACUCUACGGGUUUGAUGCGUGAACGAGGCUUGAUAGCACUCGACGAGGUCUGGGGUGGAUGGAACCGUGCCCGAGGAGUUUCAUUGCUCCCGCCUGCCACUAUGCUCCAAGUGACACCGCUCCUGCCCCGCUUCACAGAGCCACCGAUUCACCUGCGCACGUUAUCUUCUGGUAUGCGGGUGCUGCACACUCCAGCAUUCGCGUCUAUGGCAUUCGCCACACGCCUGAUUGAGGGGAUGACGACAUCAGGCCCGAAAACUGUUGCCCAGAUUGCCACCGAAGAGCGCAUUGCUAUUCCAAUGGCAUCAGAGCUGGUUAUCGGUGCAGAGGCCGAUGGCGACAUCUGUCGAGAUGACGAGGCAUGCAUGAUCACCGGUGGGGGAAACCAAACCCGGUACACAGCUAAUGUAUUUGUCGGAUAUGUUUGGGACGGACAUGCAGUAGAAUCAUGAUCGGAAUCCCCUGUUUUAUGGAAUGUGUGUUCACGCGACCGGA
Messenger RNA from Mycena citricolor, 1820 nucleotides. The record is from the annotation of a GenBank genome assembly. Lineage: Eukaryota; Fungi; Basidiomycota; Agaricomycetes; Agaricales; Mycenaceae.